Molecule: messenger RNA, 3083 nt
Organism: Yamadazyma tenuis ATCC 10573
Lineage: Eukaryota; Fungi; Ascomycota; Pichiomycetes; Serinales; Debaryomycetaceae
Source: RefSeq, a predicted model, not a curated record
CAUUCUAGCUUACUACUUGAACAAAAUCAUCAUGAGUGCAUCACCUCCACCGUUGCCUUCUCGCGACACCCCCACCAAUCUCGUACACAGUGAAGAAGAGGCAGAGUUGGCGGCAGGAAAGUUUUCCGGGUUGAAAAUCCAUGUUAAUGACGCAACCUCUGCUACUGCCAACACAAACAUUACCCCAAACCCUGAUACCUUGUCUGUGCUUUUGUUUGAAAGACAAUUGUCUACGUACGCACUGCCCGUUAUGAACGAAAUGUCAGAUAUGUUCUCCAUCAAGAGCUUGAGCGAGGAAGCUAUCAAGAAGCAGACUGAGAGUAUUCUUCAGAGUGGUGAUGGUGAAGAAAAAAGGCUCGAGGAUGCUCUCGUGGAAGGGAUUCCAUCGCAGCUCCGGAGCUUGGUGUAUUUGAAGGCGUUUCAUGUGAAGUACCAAUUGAGCAAAGAGAGAUACAACAGCUUGUUGAACAAGAGUAUUCACGCCGAUUUACCCUUCAAAGACAAGAUCGAUGCCAUAAAAGAACCGAAGAUUCGUGAUGCUCUCAGGGUAUUCAACUACUAUGUCAAUGAAGUGGUGACUUCAGCUUCAAAUAAGAUAGAGGUCGGCAACAACGGAAGUUUUAAUCAUGAGAUUGUAAAGGCACAGGAUAAGAGCAAACAGUUGCAAACAAUCAUUCAAAUUGGCCAGUUGUUGACAAACGUUCCUGGGUUGACUGAAGAGCAAGCAUUGUAUCUUUUGUUGAAAUUCAAUAAGGUAUUAUGCAACACAAAUUUUAGCGAGUUGUACUACGAAAUCAGCAGGGCACUCGAAGACGAGGUGGACGAAGUGUUUGCCCAUAUAGCCAAACAAGGUAUCAACAUAAAGAACAUAAUACUACACCAGGUUGAAGGUCUACUCGAUAGUAUUGACGACCAAGCUAUUGGCUUGGAAACAUUGGACUUUAUUGUGUUCCAAGGGUUUACGUGGUUGAGUCGUCGUUUCGUCCACAUAUUCACAAGAGCACAAGAGCAUAUACUAAGCCUUGAAGGAGACAAGCUCUCGCAGUACCUCCAGAGUCCUGAUCUUUUACAAGUGAUAAUCGACUCUAACAGCAGACAGACCCUUGAGUACCAUCCUGAUAUCAUCAAGUACGAAAAUGAGUACUAUCUCAUCCAUGUCAACUCAUUAAACAACAACAACUAUGAAUUGGUCAAUUGCAAGGAGAUUAAUGAAGAACUCAACCUUAAGAUUCUGGUGCUUAACGGCGAAAUAGACAGUUUGAGGACAACCCACGUAGAAAUAUUGGGCCAGUUCAAGCAAUACCAAGAAGAUGUGGAUAAAAACGAGCAGUUAAAUGACCAGCUCAACGGGAAGUAUAACGAGUUAAAAGCUAGGUUUGAGAAACUCACCAUGAAAGCCAACUUGGACAAUACCAUCAAGGCCAACAAGGAGUUUAGUGAGAGAAAUUCGGAGCUCGAGGCACAAAUCGAACAGCUCAAGGCCAGCAUCGCAAAGAAGUCAGAGAAGGUCGCCAAGUAUACGUAGGACUGUUAGUAUGAGCGAAUAUGUAAAUAUGAUGCAAUUUAUGAAUUAUACGAAUUAAGGUUAUUAAAGUUGGGUGAUGCGCGCAAAGCGUCUUUUGACAAAUUGAAGGCUGAUUCUCAUCACCACUAAUACCUAAAAAGGAUAUCCAGCUUCAAAAUGGAACACCAAGGAGUCGGAAUUGUAGGUGCUGGUAUUGUAGGCUGUGUGGCUGCAUUGGCACUACAAGCCCGAGGGUUUUCCGUGACUUUAUUUGAGCUCAGGCAAGAUCCUCAACUCGAGCCCGAAAUGAAGAAUCUUCGUUCCAUCAACUUAAGCUUAAGUAACAGGGGAAUUAGAGCCAUGGACAAGGUGGACCCGCUCUUAAGCCAACGUAUUCUCGAGUCGUCGGUGCCGCUCGUGGGAAGAAUGAUCCAUGACAGAACUGGUACCAAGUGUGAGUCACAGUUGUACGGAUUAUUUGGUGAGCACAACAACUCAAUUGACAGAAGUGUAUUUAACAAGCUUUUGAUAGAAGAAACACAGCACAGAGGAAUAAAGGUCCUCUUUAAUCACCGGUUGAUAGCGGUGGAAAAUAAGGAUGUUCCCAAGCUUCUGUUUGAUGUUUUGGGAGAAAUAAAUGACUUUGAAUUUGACUACAUCAUUGGCAGUGACGGAGCAUUUUCUCAGUUCAAAUACCAGGUUCAAAAGUCCAUGAGAAUGAACACAAGCCAAGACUACAUCGACAUGCAAUACAUGGAGUUGUACAUUCCUCCUGGACCCCAAAACUCAUUUCUUAUCGAUGCCAACCAUCUUCACAUCUGGCCUCGAGAUAACUUUAUGUUGAUUGCAUUGCCCAACCUGGAUGGGUCGUUCACAUCGACGUUUUUCAGUCCGUGGCACGUGAUUGAGGGAAUCGAGUCUCCUGAGGCGUUUGGGGAAUUUUUUGAAACCCAUUUCCCCGAUGCCGUCAGUUUAUUGGGAAAGGAACAACUUGUAAAGGCAUACAAGGAGUAUCCUAGAGGUGCGUUGAUCCAGACGUCUGCUUAUCCAUACCACUCACCAAACAAAAAAGCCUUAUUAAUCGGAGAUGCUGCUCAUGCUAUGGUACCGUUCUACGGCCAGGGAAUGAACUGUGGCCUUGAAGAUAUCACGGUGUUGCUUGAGUUGUUUGACCAGUACCAGGAUUUGGCCGUCAGUUUCGAAAAGUAUUCCGAGGUAAGAAAAGAUGAUUUGGAUACGAUUUGCAAGUUGGCCAUGGAUAACUAUAAUGAGAUGGCCAGUAAAGUCACCCAAGCAUCGUUUUUGUGGAGAAAAAAAAUCGACUACUAUUUGGGAAAGUAUGCAAAUGGCCGUUAUUUUCAGUGGAUUCCCAUGUACUCUAUGAUCUCAUUCAGAGACGAUAUUUCGUAUUCUAAAGCGGUGGACAUCAGAGACACGCAAGACCGGUUUAUUCGGAGACUUGAGCUCGGUGGAGCAUUGGGAGUUUUGGGGUUGGCCCUAGUCAAGGGCUACCAAGCAUACACUCGGUUUCAACGCAAUUAGUCGGGUUAUAUAGUAAAAAUAUAAUGAUAAGCAGUAA